This is a messenger RNA of Hydra vulgaris (swiftwater hydra), 1287 nucleotides long. Its product is annotated as methionine aminopeptidase 1. Gene Ontology annotation, biological process: proteolysis. The record is from RefSeq and is a predicted model, not a curated record. NCBI's taxonomy places the organism in Eukaryota, Metazoa, Cnidaria, Hydrozoa, Anthoathecata, Hydridae. Gene Ontology annotation, cellular component: cytosol. Gene Ontology annotation, molecular function: metalloaminopeptidase activity.
GGAAAACAAAGGUGGUUUCAAAUAGUUAGGUUCGCAUGUGUGUAAAAUGGCGGACGAAUACCACGGAAAAACUUGUGCAAGCCCAAACUGUAACAAAAUUGCCAAUCUGCAAUGCCCUACAUGUUUAAAACUUGGUUUAAGUGGAAGCUUUUUUUGUGAACAAGCAUGCUUCAAAAAUGCAUGGAAGGAACAUAAAAAAGUUCAUUUAAAAACAGAGCUGAAAGUUAAUGAUACUGGUGAAGCAUUGUCUGGUACACAACUUUCAAAUUUAUUACUUGAUACAAUUCAAAAUCCAUGGCCUGAUUUUCAAUAUACAGGAAAACUUCGACCUUUCUAUCCUUUAAGCAAAAAAAGACAUGUUCCAGCACAUAUUCAAAGACCAGAUUAUGCUGAUCAAAAAGAAGGUCUACCUUUAAGUGAAAUUACUUCAAAACGAUCAACACAAAUAGUUCAAUUAUCACCAAAAGAAAUUGAGGGAAUGAGAGUCGUCUGCAAGCUGGCACGCGAAGUUUUGGACAUUGUAGCAAAAGCUGUUCGUCCUGGGAUUACUACAGAUGAGCUGGACAGAAUAUGCCAUGAGGCAACUAUAGAAAGAAAUUGUUACCCCUCUCCUUUGAAUUACUAUCAAUUUCCUAAAAGUUGCUGCACUUCUGUAAAUGAAGUAGUCUGUCACGGAAUCCCUGACCAACGUAAAUUAGAGGAGGGAGAUAUUGUUAACUUGGAUGUUACUUGUUAUUACAAUGGCUUCCAUGGAGAUCUCAAUGAAACUUUGUUUGUGGGAAAUGUUGAUGAAAGUUCAAAACAUUUAGUGAAAACAGCUUAUGAGAGUUUGAUAGCUGCUGCAAAUAAUAUAAAACCUGGAGCAAGAUACAGAGAUAUGGGUCAACAUAUACAAAACGUUGCUCAUGCUAAUGGGUGUGCUGUCACACGAACCUACUGUGGCCAUGGAAUUCACCAGUUAUUCCACACUGCACCUAAUGUACCACAUUAUGCAAAAAAUAAAGCUGUUGGUAUUAUGAAACCGGGUCACGUGUUUACAAUUGAACCUAUGAUAAAUCAAGGUACUUGGCGAGAUUUGCUGUGGCCUGACAACUGGACCGCAGUUACCCAGGAUGGCCGAAGGUCAGCUCAAUUCGAACAAACGUAUCUUGUAACUGAAACAGGGUUUGAAAUUCUCACUGCUCGUAAAAAUAAUAGACCAUACUUUUUAGAUCAACUUGAUGAAAUACCGAUUUGAAUAAACAUUUUCUAUUGGUUUUAUUUUACAAAAAAUUGUCGAGGUUUUUC